UUUCCAGAAUCGGACGUGCCGGCGGAGCUGCGAGUUGCAAACGGGUCGCAAAAGUUUGUGAACUUCACUUCGACCAUCCAAAACCAGCUGCUGCUUGUGUCGCUGCUGGAGCAUCUCUGCCACAUGUACACGCACAACCCUGUCCAUUCGAGGUGUUUGUUCCAAAUCCUUCGUCAGGCUUUUACAAGAACAGGGUUGCUCUCCCCUUUUGCCUUCUGUGAUGAGUUUAGUACUGUAAGACUGCAGCAUAAUAGAGCCAUUACUGAACUAAUGAAAGCAGCUAAUCGACAAAUACUGAAUGGGGAACUUGAUAACAGAGAUUCUCAUGCAACUGGGGAAAAAGAAGUUCUCUUUGAAGCACAGACUUCACGAUACUUGAAUGAAUUUGAUGAGGUUGCAAGGCUAGGAGAAGGAGGUUAUGGUAAAGUAUACAAGGUCAGAAACAAGUUAGAUGGUCAGUUCUAUGCUAUUAAAAAAAUUAACAUUAAGAAGGCUACAAGAAGAGAUUGCAUGAAGGUGCUACGAGAAGUGAAAGUGCUGGCUGGGCUGCAGCAUCCUAAUAUUGUAGGCUAUCACACGGCUUGGAUGGAGCAAGUUCAAACAGUACGCCCAAAAGAUAAAACAAUAAUGGAGUUGCAGCCAUUAUCUUUGGAGCAGGAGAAUAGCAAUGAUCACUGUCACAUUCAGAGUGUGGAAAGUGGUAGUUCAAUUAUCUUUGCUGACCUUACUUCACAAGAAAAGAAGUCCUGUGACAGUACCAGCCUUAGAAAUCUGGGCAGUGUAUCAGUGCAGAAUAUGCAUGUAUGGAAUGAUUCUACAAACAGCAAUAGUAAAGAGCGUAUGAAACCAAAUAAAUGUGAAUUAUCCGUAGAAUUACAAGAAAGCUCUGUAAGUAGUGUUAGCAGUAGAUCAACUGAUAUGAAAAAUCAUUCAGCAUCGGGACCUCAUUCUAGUCUGGAGCAAGAUUCUAGCACUGGAAGUAAGUCCUGCACUGAAGAAUGCUCCAAGAACGAUGUAGCUCUCUGUGGGGAGUUUGAGGUGGACUAUCGUUUGAUGCUUCAUAUACAAAUGCAACUGUGUGAAUUAUCCUUGCGGGAUUGGAUUGUUGACCGUAAUAAAAGAUGCAAUGAGAGAACAGACGAAACUUCCAGUCCAUACCAUCUUGUGGAUGUCUGCUGGACAAUGAAAAUUUUUCAAGAGUUAUUAGAAGGAGUGUGCUAUAUCCACAGCAUGGGAGUGAUGCAUCGAGACAUUAAACCCAGAAAUAUCUUUCUACAUGGAUCAGAUCAUCAGGUAAAAAUAGGAGACUUUGGAUUAGCCUGCAAAGACCUUCUUUGCGAUGAGGCAGACCAGUGGUUCAAGACAGAAGGGAUAAAUGGACUGACGCACACGUCAGGUGUGGGGACUUGCCUCUAUGCCUCACCAGAACAAUUGCAGGGAUCUCACUAUGAUUUCAAGUCAGACAUGUACAGCAUGGGCGUCAUCCUGCUAGAACUCUUCCAACCGUUUGGAACAGAAAUGGAAAGAGCAAAAGUUCUUACACAUUUAAGGAAUGGCCAAAUUCCUCACACUUUCUACAAAAAAUGGCCUAUUCAAGCCAAGUAUGUGAAACUCCUCACCAGUCAGAGAUCUACAGAAAGACCAACUGCUGCUCAGCUGCGUGAAAGUGAACUAUUUCAUACUGCAGAACAUGUUAUUUCUAACCUACAGCAGAAGGUGAGACAGCAAGAGGAAGAAAUAGAGAAACUGAGAGAGAGAAUAAGACUGCUUUCUGAAGAACAAGAUGAACACAUGAGUCUAGGCUCUCCUGUUUAAG
Molecule: messenger RNA, 1816 nt
Organism: Egretta garzetta (little egret)
Lineage: Eukaryota; Metazoa; Chordata; Aves; Pelecaniformes; Ardeidae
Gene: EIF2AK1
Product: eukaryotic translation initiation factor 2 alpha kinase 1
Exons: 14
Biological process (GO): protein phosphorylation
Molecular function (GO): ATP binding; protein kinase activity
Source: RefSeq, a predicted model, not a curated record